Rangifer tarandus platyrhynchus (Svalbard reindeer) is the source of this 930-nucleotide messenger RNA. The record is from the annotation of a GenBank genome assembly. NCBI's taxonomy places the organism in Eukaryota, Metazoa, Chordata, Mammalia, Artiodactyla, Cervidae.
AUGGAGCCACUACUAGGAGCAAAAAUUGGUUGCCUAUUUGCCCUGCUGGUGCUCACUCUGGUCUGUGGCCUUAUUCCCAUCUGCUUCAAAUGGUUCCAGACUGCUACAGCCACAGGUUGUCACCGCCGGGUCCUCAGUUUCCUGGGCUGCACGUCUGCUGGCGUUUUCCUGGGAGCGGGGUUCAUGCACAUGACCCCUGAAGCCUUGGAGGGAAUUAAAUCAGAGAUCCAGAACUUGGUGAUACAGAACAGGACAAAGAGUGAGGGGCAUUCUGAUGAUGAUGCUGAUUCAGCUUAUAUGGACUAUCCCUACGGAGAGCUCAUCAUCUCCCUGGGCUUCUUCCUUGUCUUCUUUUUGGAGUCGCUGGCAUUGCAGUGCUGUCCUGGGGCUGCUGAAACACCCGAAGUGCAGGAGCAGGAACUGGGGACAGCUCAUGAGCUUGAACCUCACAGCCAUGGACUUCUCCCCUCCCCCUCACGGGGUCCCUUUCGGGCCCUCAUCCUCUUGCUUUCUCUCUCCUUUCACUCCGUGUUUGAAGGUCUCGCUGUGGGGCUGCAGCUCACAGUCGCGUCUACGGUGCAGCUCUGUCUUGCUGUCCUGGCUCACAAGGGGAUCAUAGUGUUUGGCGUAGGACUGCGGCUGGUGCAGGUAGGCACUGAAUCACGUUGGGCCAUGCUCUCCAUUCUGUCUUUAGCUCUCAUGUCCCCUCUGGGCCUAGCUGUAGGGCUGGCUGUGCCUCAAGGGGACUCUAAAGCUGGACAAGGUUUGGCGCAAGCUGUGUUAGAAGGCAUGGCAGCUGGUACGUUCCUGUAUGUCACCUUCCUGGAAAUUCUGCCCCGGGAACUCGCAAGUCCUGAAGCCCCUCUGGCCAAGUGGAGCUGUGUAGCUGCUGGUUUUGCUUUUAUGGCUAUCAUUGCCUUGUGGGCCUGA